AGGCUAGAGUUAUUGCUGAGAAUUAAAUAUAUUACAAGGAUGACAGCCACUCUCUUUCGUUUAUUCGUGAUUCUUCUAGGGCUUUCUCAUCUUAUAUGCUUGAAAGCAGUCCCAGUUACAAGAACUGAAAACCUGAUGCAAGGUCCCCAAGUUCACCUUACUCUGGAGAAUACCAACAACAAGGUUACCACUCAGAGAAACUGGUACUAUGAGGAACCAACCAUUGCUCAUAGGAUGGAUUUGGAACUCCAUGACUAUGCACCAUCAGGGGCAAACGGUCGUCACACUCCAAGAGCACCAUAAUGUGUGAAAUGAUGUGUUGAUUUUUAGUUCCUCUACAUAGCUAGUAGGCAUCUUAAAUAGACAUAACCGUUGAAUUCUAGAGGUAGUUAAGUGUGAUGAGAGAAAGGACCAACUAGAGUUGAAUCCCCAGUGUUCAGUAUGAUUAUAUGGGAACUUAUCAGACACUCAUGUUGGUUAAAUUCAGUUUUAUGUAUCAAAUAAGAACUGAAAUUUCAAUUAAUAGCAUUACUGCUAAG
Messenger RNA from Gastrolobium bilobum, 539 nucleotides. RefSeq lists its product as uncharacterized. Bases 40 to 303 code for a protein of 87 amino acids. The transcript is spliced from 3 exons. Lineage: Eukaryota; Viridiplantae; Streptophyta; Magnoliopsida; Fabales; Fabaceae. The record is from RefSeq and is a predicted model, not a curated record.